UUUGAUUAGCAUGAAUAAUAAAUGGUGUUGCUGGUCGCGCUCUCGCUUUUUUCUUUCUCAUCGUGUUACAUUGAAAGAUGGAGUGUUGGUAGACAUCCAAAGAGACUUGGAGUACCAAAUGGAUAGUUUAAAGAUGAAAUCGUUGCUUAUAGUACUAGUAGCAGCUGCUGCGGUGUUUGUAGGUGGUGUAAACACGAAACCAAGACACCGAGAAAUAAAACGCGCACUUGCUGUUGCUCCAAUAAAACAGACAAAUAAAUUUGACAUGGAAAAUAAUACUACUAAAAAGGAUAGUCUGGUAGAUUUACUUCAAACCGUCGAGAAAGAUGCACAAAAUAAUUCACGUGCAACUACACAACAUAGCAACGAACCUUAUAAGUCAAAUGACGUAAGUUUCCAUGCAACAAGUUCAAAUCUCAAGGUAAAUGUAGUCAAUGUUGAUGACGAGAAAUCACAAGUUAAAAAGAACAAUAAGAAAAAGGGAAACAAGGAAAGCAUCGAAGGGGUUGAGCAGUUUGUUAGUGAGCUUGAAAAGGCAAAGAAGCAUUCCUCUAAAGCAGUCUUACGCCAUGGAAGACAUAAACUUGUUGUCAAGCCUGUAGACUUUCAUAAACUGUUUGAUAACAUGGUAUUGAUGCGCAAAGAGGAACAAUCCAAGUCGGUAAAUACAAACGAAGGCGGAACGGCGGGCGAUAGUGACAGUCUGUCUGGCAGUGGCGAGGAGAGAGGGAGUGCGGCUAGCUUAGGCGACGAGUCAUCAGACGAAGAAGGCCCCAAAAGGAGACACGAUAGCCAGCAUGGGGUGGCAACGCAAAAGGUGAACUUGCCUGCACGUCAGAAGCACAAGCAUGAUAGAAAGCAAGACAAUGAUAGAACUGAAAGAUUCCCUGGAAUAGGGGUGCAGAGUAUUGACGGAAUGCCGGGAAAUGGAAUAGAAGGAAUGGCCGGAAACGGAAUACAAGGAAUGGCCGGUAAUGGAAUGCAAGGAAUGGGUGGAAUCCCGGAUAUCACAGAAAACAAUAUGGCAGGUACGGCUGGGUUUAGUACUCAAGAUCUUGGAGGGUCGUGGAAAAGCAUAAGUGACAUAGUGAAUAAAGUGGAAGCAAAUGAGUUCCAAACAACUGGAAUUAGAGGAACUGGAAUUAGUGGGUUAAGAAAUUACAAUGGAUUAACAGACGGAUUAAGCUCAUUUAGUGGUGGGAAAACAGCGGAAAUGAUGAAUUAUGGAAUGAACGGAUUGCAAGGAGGAGUGGACGCAAACAAACAGGAAUCCCCAAUUAGCAGUGAAAAUUCUAUGCUUAACGGUGGUCUUGCUAGCAUGUAUGGCCCAAACAGUAUGGGCUCUGAACCUAGUUCUUUCCAGGGAAUGGGUCCAUCCAUGACAAAGAGCAGCAUGCAGAUGCUUCAAGACGAGCAGCAAAUGGAGAUGAUGGAGCGCUCCGCCGCACAGUUCAAUAGCAUGGGUAUGAACCGCGAUACUAGGCCACCCCCUGAAGUGCCAAUCAUCGCUCCACCAAUGGGGAACCUUGAUGAAAGCCUCUUUAACUCUUAUCGUCAUUCUCUGCCCGAGUUCGAACAUCAUGUGCCGCGCGAGUUCGAGCAUCUUCCGCCUCGCGACAUUUCCCCUUACUUUGCCCCGCAACAGGAAUAUCGGCGCAUAUCUCCCUACUUCGGGCGCAGUGACGCAGACGACGAUGAUGAUGAAUACCCGGAUGAGGGGGCUAACGGUGACAGGCCACCAGAAGAAGGUUACUAUGGUAACGAAAGCAGGCCUGAAGAAGAAGGAGAGAAGAAACGAUCCCAUGUAAAGGGUAAACAGCGGCAGGCGCAUGCGCACAGAGAUCACAAGAAGCACUUCACGAGACGGGUGCUCCAUGGGAAAAAACAUAAGCACAACCAAACAACACGGGAAGCCGGGGACUCUAGAUAAAGCAGGAACAAUCAUUUGCAUGUUUGGAUUUGUAUAUUAUUUUCACGUGUUGAUUAUAGCACCUCAUGUGUUGUUGUCAUGACUGUCAGGAGGAAAAACUCACGUUAGUCAAAGAACCAUUCGCAUGUUUGUAUUUUUUAUUUUUUUUUUAUUAUUCAACCUUAUGUGGAAGUGUCAUGAUUUUCAGGGGGGAAUAACCACACGUUCAUCAAAUAACCAGUUGCAUGUUUAUAUUUGUAAAUUAUAUCAAUAUAACGUUUUGAUUAUUGAA
Molecule: messenger RNA, 2201 nt
Organism: Nematostella vectensis (starlet sea anemone)
Lineage: Eukaryota; Metazoa; Cnidaria; Anthozoa; Actiniaria; Edwardsiidae
Exons: 2
Coding region: 11-1930 (639 amino acids)
Source: RefSeq, a predicted model, not a curated record